AUGGCCAAAGAGUUUGAAGAACUCGCUCUCGAUGGACAUAACUAUCCUACUUGGGCGCUGCAUAUCAAGAUCAGCCUUGCCUCAAAGAACAUUCUGAGUGCAUUGCUACCUCCUGCAGAGAGGACUGAGCCACUGCAUGAUGCCUACAAGUACAACACAUUGUACAUUCUCAGGCAUCACCUCCAUCCUGAUCUGAAAGCAGAAUACGUGAUGGAAGAAGAGCCAAAUGUACUAUGGUUAUCCCUUAAAGACAGGUACGAGCAACAGAAGGCUGUAAUCUUACCUGAGGCGAAUCAUGACUGGACUCAUAUUCGUCUCCAGGACUACAAGUCCAUAGGUGAUUAUAACCAUGCUAUUCAUAAAAUCUGUGCUCGUUUGCGUUUUUGUGGCAAGGAACCUUCAGAUGCGGAUAAGAUUGAAAAGACACUUCAAACUAUGCUCCCAUCUGAUAGGGUCUUGCAACAUCAAUACCGUGCUCGCAAUUAUCAGACUUACUCUGAACUCAUACAUGAUCUGCUUCAGGCAGAAAAGCACGAUGAGCUUACGAUGAAAAAUCAUAAGCAACGUCGUGUUGGGGCUGCCCCUAUGCCUGAAAUACAUCAUGCUAUGAAAGAUGAGAAGAAAGGGAAUGGCUUCAAAAAUCAUUCCAAGUUUUCUGAUAAUUCAAAGAAAGCGCAGACGCAACAAGCGUAA
Molecule: messenger RNA, 693 nt
Organism: Panicum hallii
Lineage: Eukaryota; Viridiplantae; Streptophyta; Magnoliopsida; Poales; Poaceae
Exons: 1
Coding region: 1-693 (230 amino acids)
Source: RefSeq, a predicted model, not a curated record